AUGAGUUCAACAUCCCCAAGAGUUAUUUUUAGAAAUGGAGAAAUUCAAAAAUUUAAUGAGCCAAUAAAAGCAGCAGAGCUUAUGUUGGAAUCUCCGAAUUCAUUUUUAGUUAACUCCAACUCGUUAAUAGUCGGCCGAAGAUUUUCCCCUCUGUCAGCCGACGAAGAGCUAGAGUUUGGUAAUAUUUAUAUCAUGUUUCCUAUGAAGAGAGUGAAUUCCAUGAUUACAACAAAAGAUAUUAUUUCCAUUGGAAAACCGGCACCAGAAACUGAAGCAACGGCGGAUAAAUUGCUGGAGAACGAUGGGUUUGGACCGUUAGGUUUUCCCAAGGGACCAGAAUUUAGGUAUAGGGUGAGAGUGUCAUGUAGAUCAAGGAAGCCUUUGUUGGAAACAAUUAUGGAAGAACAAAUCAUGCCUUCUCAAAGAUUUGAUGAUCGUAGGAACUUUGCUGGAACCUCUGUCCCACCCGAGGAAAAUAUGGAGGGGAUUCACCCUACUUAUAGAGUGCAGAUCCGGUCUAGGGUCCCUACUCCUGACUGCUUCACCUGGGGUUCCACUGGUCCCUACUAG
This is a messenger RNA of Capsicum annuum, 570 nucleotides long. RefSeq lists its product as uncharacterized. Lineage: Eukaryota; Viridiplantae; Streptophyta; Magnoliopsida; Solanales; Solanaceae. The record is from RefSeq and is a predicted model, not a curated record. The transcript is spliced from 2 exons. The coding region runs from base 1 to 570 and encodes 189 amino acids.